This is a messenger RNA of Neohortaea acidophila, 1511 nucleotides long. RefSeq names its product WD40-repeat-containing domain protein. Gene Ontology annotation, molecular function: protein binding. The transcript is spliced from 2 exons. Gene Ontology annotation, cellular component: nuclear pre-replicative complex. Gene Ontology annotation, biological process: rRNA processing; DNA-templated DNA replication. Lineage: Eukaryota; Fungi; Ascomycota; Dothideomycetes; Mycosphaerellales; Teratosphaeriaceae. The record is from RefSeq and is a predicted model, not a curated record. Bases 42 to 1511 code for a protein of 489 amino acids.
AACAGCGAAUCGACUCAGGCAAUCGAGAUCCACAUGUUCCCAUGCUCACCGAGCAGUUUGUUGCCGCAGUCGGCGUCCCUACGCGGGCGCCUGGCACAAAUGCCACCAAAGAUGUCGGCAUCUUCAUCAACGAGUCUCAACCGCUGAACGCGCAGAGAACGGUCUUCAAGAAAAGCGCAACGCUGCCGAAUGGCCUGGCCAUCAGCGCAACACAUGUCUUUGCCGCGCAAGCGGGUAAGGGCGUGGUCCAUGUCUACCAACGGCAGAAGGGGAAUCAGGAAGCAACCGUGCCUUUCACCGAAAAGCUCACCUGCAUUGCGCUUGCGUGCAACGAUACAGUCCUCGUCUGUGGAACGGCUGAGGGGCGAAUCUUUCUUUGGGAGAUUGCAAGUGGACGACAAGUGACUACGGCCCAGUCCCAUCUUCAGGCCGUCAACGCGCUCGCCGUCGAUCCUACGUCCAACUUCCUGCUAUCCGCCUCUGCGGAUUCCACCGUCCAUACUUGGUCAAUCCCAAAGUUGCUGUCCUUCUCCGACUCUGGCAUCGAGCCGCUCUCCCCGUCGACCACUUUCACCUCCCACAACGCCAGUGUCAAUUGUCUGGCUGUUGGACAUAGUGCAACCUCCUGCAACAUCGCAGUGUCUGGCUCGUCUGAUCAGACUUGUCUUGUCUGGGACUAUCACACAAACACCCUCCUUCGAACCUUCCUGCUCACUUCUAUCCCGUUGAGCUUGGCUUUGGAUCCGGCAGACAGGGCAAUCUACGUUGGCCAUCAAGAUGGUAGCGUCCAGCAACUGAAUCUAUUUGCGUCGGAGGGCCAACCGCGCCAACUUCUCAUGAACCGUGCACAGAGGACGACGAGCGCCGCUCCACCCAUCCAGCCCCCGCCUACUUCAAUAUGGAGAUCUCCGGAUAGCACGCUUGGACCGGCUCUCUGCGUCAGCGUCUCAUUCGAUGGGAACACCGUGCUGUCCGGUCAUGAAAAUGGAAACAUGCUGAUGUGGGAUGUUGCUCGACCAGCUUCUCCGGCCAGCCUGCUACCACUACCACACGCUGGCCCGAUCACAAAUGUUUCCUUCUUGCCAGCUAUCGGUUUCACGAACGACACACGCCGGACUGUGACGAUCUCUACUGUUACGAAGCCUAAAUUUGGUGCUUUUGAUAGCGCCAUGGGUAUCGUCCCGGACAACUAUGCGCUCAAUGUUGAGUUAUCUUUGAAACAUCCAGGCUCACGGAUAUCUCCAUUUGAACAAGCCCUGCAUGGUCCAACAUUUCCGGUGCAUAUGAUUGACGAAGGCCUACAUGAGCUUCUCCACUGGGGUCAAGACCACGGCGGUAAUGCUCUACUUCAAGCCGAAUUGGACGCCUUGCGAAGACUUCAGAAAGCAAGCUUUGAGAAGAUCGAAAAGGUCAAUGCCGAAAAGAGGGCGCUUCUUGAUCGCGAGCAUAAAAGACUGGCAGGAGUUCACUCGCUGGACACCAAUGGCCAUCUUGAUCCAGAAAGCCCAUGA